CCUUCUCUCGCCGUCGCCGCCUCGCCGUCCGCCGUUGUAGCCAUGGAUCUGGCUCUCAGCCGCCGCCUCCUGGCGGCGGCGGCGGCCCUCCUCGUCCUCGCUUCCUUGGCUUCGCGAUCCGGCGCAGAGGUCAUCACCCUCACCGAGGAGACCUUCUCCGACAAGAUAAAGGAGAAAGACACGAUAUGGUUUGUGCAGUUCUGCGUUCCAUGGUGUAAACACUGCAAGAACCUUGGAACACUUUGGGAGGACCUGGGAAAGGUUAUGGAAGGUGCGGAUGAAAUAGAGAUAGGGCAAGUGGAUUGUGGUGUUAGCAAACCAGUGUGCUCAAAGGUAGAUAUUCAUUCAUACCCAACAUUCAAGGUGUUUUAUGAAGGCGAAGAAGUUGCAAAAUAUAAAGGCCCAAGGAAUGUGGAGUCACUGAAGAAUUUUGUUUUGGAUGAAGCUGAGAAGGCUGGAGAAGCCAAUCUUCAGGACAAUUGAAGUGGAUCUCGAGUGUUCCAUCCUACCACAUGAAAGCAACAGUGUGUGCUGUUUGACGUGCUCAAACUUUUUGAUAUAGCGAGCUUCUGUUGCCUCCUGUUGUUUAGUAUAGAAUGUUAAACACUCCAUGAGUUGCAAAAAAAAACUAUAUGUAUUUUUCUGGUACAUACUCAAUUACAGCAUGCUAUACUCAGGGGCAAAACUAGGAUCUCAUGGCCAUAUUCACUAGUAAUUAUGAAAAAAAGAUGAAAAGACGGAAAAUAUACAUAUUUUACUA
This is a messenger RNA of Oryza brachyantha (malo sina), 760 nucleotides long. Its product is annotated as protein disulfide isomerase-like 5-1. Gene Ontology annotation, biological process: protein folding. NCBI's taxonomy places the organism in Eukaryota, Viridiplantae, Streptophyta, Magnoliopsida, Poales, Poaceae. Gene Ontology annotation, cellular component: endoplasmic reticulum. Bases 43 to 483 code for a protein of 146 amino acids. The transcript has 4 exons. Gene Ontology annotation, molecular function: protein disulfide isomerase activity. The record is from RefSeq and is a predicted model, not a curated record.